Messenger RNA from Suillus fuscotomentosus, 753 nucleotides. RefSeq lists its product as uncharacterized. The record is from RefSeq and is a predicted model, not a curated record. NCBI's taxonomy places the organism in Eukaryota, Fungi, Basidiomycota, Agaricomycetes, Boletales, Suillaceae. Bases 1 to 753 code for a protein of 250 amino acids. The transcript has 4 exons.
AUGCGCAACACUUCCAAUGCUAUUUCUCCCUUCUAUGACCAGGAGCCUGGUGCUCCACCGCCAUUCCCCCCAAUGCUCACGGACCAACUCGAACUGUUUUGUAAGAUCCAUCGCCCAACUACACUUAUUGCCGAUGAGAUCCUAGCUCCCAAAGCAAGUUCUAUCAUUACUACUGUGGGGACCUCGCCCACAUGUGCCCCCAAGCUGAAACUUACAAAGCGAUCACACAAGCGUGGUCACCGUUCCUCUCCGUACUCAAAAGAGGUUGCUCGAACUUGCUCCCGUUCCAUGACACCUAUAUCCUCAGAUUCGCCGGGUUCUUCAAAUUCUUCUUCAAAUGGCGACUCCUCGACUCCGGUCGUGCCAUUACCGGAAGAUUUGAAGAUCCCCAAACCUCCUGGCGAACCUGGUCGCCCGGGGCGUGGAGGAUACACGCUCUACGAGGCAUUAAAUUGGAGUCCGAAGGCAUAUGCAAAGUUCAAGAAGCAUGUGCAUAACCUAAUUGACGACCAUCUUGAGACGGCGAAGUGCUCAUCUGCCCAAAGUCCUGCACUCUUGAAGGUUGUACGGAACAAGGCUGUCAGCGAGUUUCCAGAACUUGAGAAAUACAUCAACCUAUGGCCCGUGAAUGACAUGAUCAUGUCACGCCUGAAGUACACGUCAGGUCGUGCCAGGCGGAAACUUGUGGAGAUGGCUGUGGGUAAGAGUAAAAGUGAUCAUCUAAGGAAAACUAAUCUACGACAUGCCUUGUAG